CAGGAGUACUGGAGCAGAGGAUGAGAGGAGAGCAUUCUCCUUUCUCCUCCCCCGUCGCCGCCCCCGACCAAACCCUUGCCCUGGUCCGCCGCCCCCACCCCAUCCGCGCAUGGGUCCGCCGCCGCCUGAGCCGUUUCCGGACGAGAUCGUCGAGGAGAUCCUCGUCCGCGUCGCGCCCGACGACCCCGCGAGCCUCGCGCGCGCCGCCGCCUCCUCCAAGCCAUGGUGCCGCAUCGUCACCGCCCCCGCCUUCCGCACCAGGUUCCUUGGCCUCCAUCGCGGGCCGCCCCCCCUGCUCGGCUUCCUCUGCGACCUCAAGGGCCCCGUCACCGCCCGCUUCGUCCCCACGUCCACCUUCCGCCCGCCCCGCGCCCACCACCGCGGCUUCCGUCCGCACGACGCGCGCCACGGUCGCGUCCUCCUCCGCCCCCACCCCUCUCACCAUGCCGCCUUCGGCCUCGUCGUCUGGGACCCCGUCACGGACGAGCGGACCAAGCUGCCCAGGCCGCCGCUGUUCGCGAGCACCUGGAGAGCCGCGGUGCUCUGCGCCGCCGCCGCCGACGGCACGUGCGACCACCUUGACUGCCACCGCGGGCCCUUCAUCGUGGUCUACGUCCUCGACCAUCACAGGGAGGGUAUCCUCACCUGCGUGUACUCGUCGGAGGCUGGCACAUGGAGCAAACCAGUCUAUGAUGGGCACAGGCGCAUCCUGCGUAACUUUCUCAGUGGGGAGCGCGGUGCACUUGCCAAGAAUGCGCUCCACUUCAUGAUUGGGAACGAAAACUCAAUCCUCAGGUGUGAUUUGCGCACAUUGAAAAUGUCUGUGAUCCAUCUGCCUCGCCUGCACUCGGACCGAAGAUUAACUCCCCCCGUGCCAAUUAUGCUGACAACUAUGGAGGAUGGUCGGCUGGGAUUCGCAGUAGUGGAGGGCUCCAGAUUUUGCCUAUGGUCGAUAGACGAUAGAGAGUUCGGAUGGCUACUAGUCAAAGUCAUUGAUCUUAAGAAGCUGCUCCCCCUUGAUGCCUCUUCGACUGCCAAUCCUCGUUUGCUUGGAUUUGCGGAAGGUGUUGGUGUCAUUUUCCUAAGUGUUGGAAAUGAGAUCUUCACUGUUGAUCUAAAGUCCACCUUGGUGAACAAGGUAUAUGAGGGCUCAGGCGUCACUGGCAUCAUUCCCUACAUGACCUUAUGCACUCCAGUAAUGGGAGUGCCAUCUACAGAUGAUGGAUCAGGAGCUGGUGGCUCAACUGAUCAAUGGUCAUGUGUGGCCAGUGGUCUUCGCAGUCAAGGCAAAUAGCUGGUGCUGUUCCUUGCGGUACAUACAUGGAUUAAGCCGAGUAAUUGCAGAGUAAAGCACCCGUACAUAACAUACCGGAAUCGUGUGAUAAACAUACUGUUAUCAUGCAUUAUGUUGUGUGAUUAUGGGCUCUCAAAACUGGCUGAAAAUCUUACUGUGUAUGUCAUGUGUGAUUGAGCUGCUCCGCCAAGGUGUCGGUUGGUAACCAGAUUCA
Panicum virgatum (switchgrass) is the source of this 1508-nucleotide messenger RNA. RefSeq lists its product as uncharacterized. The transcript is spliced from 4 exons. The record is from RefSeq and is a predicted model, not a curated record. Gene Ontology annotation, molecular function: protein binding. Lineage: Eukaryota; Viridiplantae; Streptophyta; Magnoliopsida; Poales; Poaceae. Bases 110 to 1294 code for a protein of 394 amino acids.